UCAAAAUGGCGCUGAUGAAGAAGCUGUUCCUUCGCGACCGGAAAACUGGUCGCUCUACACGAUUUGGUCUUUCAAAAAAUUGCCAAAACUUUAUUUGGAAUGGCCCAGAGUUUGAUACAAGUCAGAUUAGAGCGUUGGUUUUUAAAGAAAAUAGCGUAGAAGGAAGACGAUUAAUUUUUGAUUCCAAGAGUGUUACAAAACUAAAGACAGAGGAGUUGAAUGGAUGCAGACUAAAAAAGUGCAAACAAAUGGGAGGGAAAUCACGUUGUCCUAUGGCCAACUUAGUAAAAGAAAACACACCGGUAUCACCAACAAAAAAUAACAGCAAUAUAACAAAUUCACCAGAGAAUCUCUCCAAUAAAGUCACACCACAGUACCAGCAAACAAAGAGAAGCGGUGAUGUUAAAAUGUUAGAAGAAAUGGUUUACGGGUCAUUACCAAUGUCAAGUAGAGGUACAACAGUAAAAGUACACAUUAUACGACAACCACUGCAGCUUAUGCUAAGUAAAGUAUUUCUAAUGGGUGCGACAAAAGACAACCAAAUGGAUGCAGAGGAAGUUAGUUUAUCAUCCAGUAAUGUCAGCGACUCCACAACACCACAGACUAUUAAUAACAGUACAAGCAAAUUAGAUGAACACAUUGCACAUAGUAUGCCGAUGGAAGUACCAACAUCUCCUAUUAAGCAUCAUAAAACGUAUUACCAUGACGACGACAGUGGAAUAGCACGAUCUUCUUCUGCUAGUAGUUUCCUUACAUAUCCAUCACCAAGUACUUCCAACUCGAGUACAAAUAGUAACAGCCUGCAUCGUAGAUGGUUACGUCAUCAGUCUACCAGCAUGGAUUUUGGUUAUCGACGUAGGUCGAUGGAUUUGUCAUCUCAAACAUCAAGUCUUAACAGUGAUGUAUCGUCAAUUAGUGGUGGUCAACGAAAGCACAAGAUAGGAUUGAGUGUGAUCAUAUCACUUUGUAAUACGAAGGACGAGAACAAGUAUAAACAGUUUCAGACGUUCUUUUUCUCACAUUUUCCAUUGUUUGAAAGUCAUUUUUAUAAGCUAGGAAUUGAAAUUGAGAAAGCGGUGCAACAGAAGUCUUUGCAGAUAUCUCUGAUCAUGACAGCUUUAGAAGAGUUUUGCAAUGGAAUUAGUAUGUUGUAUACUGCACCAAGAAUACCAGACCCUGUUUGGUUGAGUAUGAUGACAUGUGAAAACCAACAUGGUCAACUGUGUGAUAAAUUUAUGAAACAAUUGGUUGUAGUAUUGGAUGAAUAUGAUACUAAGAACACAAAUUUUUUUAUUAGUCGUUUAUUGACAGCAGUGUUGACCCACCAUCUUGGUUGGGUUCCUACUGUGAUACCAAGUGGUGCUAGUCCAAGUCAAACCUAUUUAGCAAAACACUUUUCAAACAAUUUUGAUUUACUUGGCAAGACUCAUCCGUACAAUCCAUUGUGGGCACAGCUAGGGGAUUUAUACGGUGCUCUUGGAAAUCCAAUGAAAAUGGUUAAAACAAUCCUUGUUGGCAAACAUUCUGAAGUGAUUUGUACUUUAUUGUACAUUCUGAGUUAUUUCAUUCGAUGUAGUGAAAUUCAUGAAAACAUUGAGAAACGAAAACCAAUUUUUGAAAACGACAUGCUGGGGAGGGAUACACCAUUAUUGGAAGAAAAUCUUGAUUUUGGCGACUCUGAGUUUGUACUUGUAACCCAAAGAAAGCCAGGUGAAGCAAACCCGUUUAUGGAUAGUGUGGAGUCUGUUGUAACGCAACAUGAGUUUAAAGACAGUCAGGAAAGAAGCGUUGAGCAGACGGAGCCUGCACAUCAAGGACUUAACAGUGAUGAGCAGGACAACCAAGAUCAAGUGAUACAAACAUGUUGCUAUGACAACAAUGUGAAUGCUGUUUUGGAGAAAAAGGUUGAGAGCAUAGGAAAAGAUGCCCUUGAAGAGUAUGAACAAUUGAGAAAAGAAUGUGAUUAUUCUGCAAAUUCUGAACAAAUCUGUGAUAAGCGAACUACUAUGCCUUGCAAACUGAAGGAAUCCUGCUCGGUCGUUAAUAGAAAUCAGGGUGAUGCUUGCAGUGGUGGUGUAGAAAAAAAUAAUUUACAAACUUAUUCACCACGUAAUGGGUACAAGAUUCAAGAGUCUCCUGUUGAACAUUUGCAAUUGAAAGUGGAACAAUUAAUCGCUGUGGGAAAAUCAGCGGUAACUGCUUCUGAGCAUAGAAUUACACAAGUUGUCAAAAAUAAGGCAAAAUGUGAGUGCAGUUCUAAAGAUGAAAGGACACAAAUUGUUAAUCAGAGAGACUGUACAGACACAUACUGUGCAAAAUGCAAUAAUUCAGUGGAUGAUAAAGCUUCAAAUAGCAGUAAAACAGACUCUGAAGUUAGCAUUCCAGUUGCACAGCGAGCUUUUCUGCGACUCGCUUCUCAAGAAGGCAGCUCAAGUAUGUUCGAUGAAUAUUUUGAUGAAAAUUUGGAAUGUGACGAACCUUAUCCAAGUAAUUUACAGAAAUGCAUUUCUUUAAAAACAACAUCUCAGGAAGAAAUGAAUGAAAUCUUGGAGGAUAUCUCAUUUGACGGGAAUAAUGCAAAUGAAGGUGUUAAUAAGGAGCCGCUUAAUUUGCGUGGAGAGGAAAAUCGGGCAACUAUAAUAUCUGAUGGAUUAUCACAGUGCCAAAAUCCUCCUACAGAGUCAGACAAUUUGAAAAGCUGCAAAGAAACCAGCACAGACAGUCUUGAUACAGGUCCAACUGAAAAGAAAACACAGGAGGACACCGUGCAAUAUAAAGUAACACCCAUGAAUCAUAAUAUGAAAGCUAAUGUUAGGCCCCGGACUCUGGAUUAUCACCAACCAGAAUAUAAUGCACCCCGUAAUCUGCUUAGAAUGAUAUCUACUACAUCUACCUGUACAACAGCCAGUGAGUUUGAUCCAUUCGGAAACCCAGAAGAGUUACCUUUGCCAGGGACUGAUCGGUUGGCAUCAACAGUGCAAAGUCAGUCGCGAUAUGAGAAGAACUUUGGUCGUUCUUUGUUGGGUGGUUACUCCUCAAAAUACUUGCCAGAUUUUGCUUUGCAUGGAACUCCAGAGAUUGAUAAGAAGCGAGUAAUAGACGAUCUUAAGAUUUCAGUUCAGAAUUCAGUGCUGGAUGAACCCAUUUAUGAAGCCCUAUGCAUUGUGGCUGACACCGAAAACUGGAGUGUUGAAUUGCUCUCCAGUAAGAAUACACAACCAAACCCUGAGAAACCCAGGAAUAAUUCUGUCAUGAUGUCUAGCCUUGUGCAUCGCUUACUGAAGUCUGUUUGUAAACUCUCAGAGCUGAAAAUGUCAGCAGAAUUUUGCAUCACUCACCUUGAGGAUAAGCUGCAAGAAAUUUACUUCAAAAGUAUCGCCUUAGCAGAAUAUUUACGUCUUAAUCCUCAUUAUCAACCGAAAGAACUGUCAGCGGUUCUUGGUGUGAAUGCAGAAGAUAUUCCACUGUUACUUGGUGUCACAUGUGUCCAUUCAUCGUUUGCUAGUUUUGGGUUCAUCAAUGGCACACAUUAA
Molecule: messenger RNA, 3533 nt
Organism: Saccoglossus kowalevskii
Lineage: Eukaryota; Metazoa; Hemichordata; Enteropneusta; Harrimaniidae
Product: folliculin-interacting protein 2-like
Cellular component (GO): cytoplasm
Molecular function (GO): ATPase inhibitor activity; protein-folding chaperone binding
Source: RefSeq, a predicted model, not a curated record